UCCAUCACGUCACGUCACGCACGCGGGGCGCGCGGCCAGGCUGUGCUGGGAGCUUCGUCCCCCUCCACUCCCGUCAGCUCCCCCGGCCCUCCCCCCGCCCCGCCCCGCCCCGCCCCCACUCCGCCGCCGACGUAAGCACCACCCAGCAGCCUCCCCUCCCCUCAAGAUCCAAGCCACGCUCGCCCGCUCGCCCCGCGCAAUGCCCCGCUCCUGACCAUGUCCUCGCUCUCGAUCCCGCCUCCGCUCCUGCGCUCCUCGCCGUCUCCGUCUCCACCCGCGAAUUGGAGGAGGCGCGCGGCGCGCGUGCGGGUGCGCGCUCCGGUGGCGGCACUGGCCGGCGACGGCGGGUGCGCGGGGACCGGGAUGGAGCAGCAGCACCUCCAGGCAGGGAGCGCCUCCGGCAGCCCAGUGCGAGAGAAGCCUGUCAUGUCAAACAUUGGGAAAUCAACUAAUAUUCUAUGGCAUGAUUGCCCAAUUGGACAAUCUGAGAGACAGAAAUUGCUGGGGCAGAAAGGAUGUGUCAUAUGGAUCACAGGACUCAGCGGUUCAGGGAAAAGUACCGUUGCCUGUGCACUGAGUAGGGAAUUACACUACAGAGGCCACCACACCUAUGUCCUUGAUGGUGAUAACCUUAGACAUGGCCUCAAUCGAGAUCUAAGCUUCAAGGCAGAAGACCGUACAGAAAAUAUACGAAGAGUUGGAGAAGUGGCAAAGCUUUUUGCAGAUGCUGGUACCAUAUGCAUUGCUAGUUUGAUAUCUCCAUAUAGGAGAGACCGUGAUGCAUGCCGAGCUCUACUUCCGGAUUCUAGAUUUAUUGAAGUAUUUAUGGAUUUGCCACUAGAAAUAUGUGAAGCUCGUGAUCCUAAAGGGUUAUACAAGCUUGCACGCACAGGAAAGAUUAAAGGGUUCACUGGAGUUGAUGAUCCGUAUGAAUCACCAGUGAAUAGUGAGAUUGUAAUUAAGAUGGAAGGCGAGGAAUGCCCUUCACCCAAAGCAAUGGCCAAGCAAGUUCUAUCCUACCUUGAGGAGAACGGAUACUUGCAGGCUUAGCAUACAUACUCCAGAUCCAGAAGACUGGUCUUAUUCUUGUGUGUCCAUAACUCAUGGACACAAGCAUGAUCCAUUUGGUCCAUCCGGAAUAAAAGGUGCUGUUAUUGAAGCAACAAGCUGCCUUUUUCACGAGGAAAUGGGCCCAGAUCGAUGAUCAGUUUGAUUGUUCGGCAUGGCUCCUCUCCUGUCUGUUGUGCUAUUUUAGCUGUAGUUUAUACUUACUCAUUCCGGCUGAAAUGGUGUGGUGUGCUGUGUUGAUUUCUUGGUGAUGUACUUGUAAUCUAAUUGUCGAUGUCGAAGUACGUACGAAUAAAUUGUGCUUGCGUUUCCUGA
Molecule: messenger RNA, 1383 nt
Organism: Hordeum vulgare subsp. vulgare (domesticated barley)
Lineage: Eukaryota; Viridiplantae; Streptophyta; Magnoliopsida; Poales; Poaceae
Product: adenylyl-sulfate kinase 3-like
Exons: 7
Coding region: 217-1050 (277 amino acids)
Biological process (GO): sulfate assimilation
Molecular function (GO): adenylylsulfate kinase activity; ATP binding
Source: RefSeq, a predicted model, not a curated record